AUGGAACUUGGGGCAAGUAAGGCUAGCAACCUGCUUCCCUGGUACUCUAAAUAUGAUGCUGGCAAUAAUCAGAGCAAAAUGCCUCGGACCUUUGGAGGUGACGGAGUCCCACCUCUAACUGACAAACCAGGGACUCCUAAGAUACGACUUGGCAAACAAAUGGUAAUGAGAUGGGGAGCUAUUAAUAUCAAUGGGGGCUACUCUGGGAAGAAGGUAGAGCUGGCAGAGGCUGCAAGUAAGAUGGGGCUGUAUGUUUUAGCUGUUAGUCACAUUCGGGUAAGGGGUGAGAAAGAAGAGGAAGUGGGAGAAUACAAGGUCUACCUGUCAGGCGUCAAAGCAGGAAUAGCACAAUGGGAUGUAGGGCUUUACAUCAGGAAAGAAAUGGAACCCAGCGUAGUUGCAAUAAGGUAUGUAAACGAACGACUGAUGUGGAUAGAUUUGACUGUGUCUAGCAAGAAAAUUAGGAUUGUGUCAGUAUAUUUGCAUUGUGAAGGGACAGAUCAAGAUAAGAUGGAUAGUUUUUAUGAGGCACUCAGUGAUGUAGUUGUUAGAGUAAAGGACAAGGACAGUGUUCUGCUCAUGGGUGAUUUUAACGCCAGGAUUGGAAAUCGAACAGAAGGGUAUGAAAAGGUUAUGGGUAAAUUUGGAGAGGAUAUGGAGGCCAACAGGAACAGGAAACAACUCUUGGAUUUCUGUGCCAGUAUGGGCUUAGUAAUCACAAACUCCUUUUUUAAACAUAAGAACAUUCACCGGUAUACUUGGGAAGGCAGGGGAACCAGAUCUGUCAUUGACUAUAUAAUAACAGAUCAGGAAUUCAGGAAGGCUGUGAGGGACACACGUGUAUUCAGGGGAUUCUUUGAUGACACUGAUCAUUAUUUAAUCUGCAGUGAAAUUGGGAUUGUGAGGCCAAAAGUGCAGGAGGUCAGGUCCAUAUCUGGGUACAGGUUUUACAGGGAACCUAACACAAGUUCUCCCCAUAUGAGGCAUACUGAAAAAUUAGCUUUGGAGGCAGACUAA
Schistocerca cancellata (South American locust) is the source of this 1017-nucleotide messenger RNA. RefSeq names its product craniofacial development protein 2-like. Gene Ontology annotation, biological process: chromatin remodeling. Gene Ontology annotation, molecular function: catalytic activity. The transcript has 2 exons. The record is from RefSeq and is a predicted model, not a curated record. Bases 1 to 1017 code for a protein of 338 amino acids. Gene Ontology annotation, cellular component: nucleus. Lineage: Eukaryota; Metazoa; Arthropoda; Insecta; Orthoptera; Acrididae.